AUGUCUGCAGAGCCCACGCUGGAUGCCAGCUCAGGCAGGAGAGCUGUGCAGUGCUCCUUCAGCAUUGAGAACAUCCUCGCCAGCCCGGCAGAGAGGAGCCCCCAGGUUCUGGUUCCACUCUGCCUCCAGAGCAUCCUGGACUGCGCACCCAAGGGGCUGUGCGAACUGGAGGGCAUUGCGCUGCAGGAGGAAGAGGACGAGGAGGAGGAAGAAGAGCUGGAAGACACCAGGUUCCCUUGGCCCAUGCGACUGCUCCACUCGGUGGUCAGAGGCUGCAAGAGCCCUCAGGGCAGCCCCAGCGAGCUGCAGGCCUUCCAGCAGAUCCAGCGCAGGACGCGCCGCCAUCGCACCAUUUUCACCGAGGAGCAGCUGCAGGCCCUGGAAACACUUUUCCACCAGAACCAAUACCCGGACGUCAUCACCAGGGAGCACUUGGCCAACCGCAUCCACCUGAAGGAGGAGAGGGUGGAGGUCUGGUUUAAGAACCGUCGAGCCAAGUGGAGGCAUCAGAAGAGAGCAUCUGCCUCGGCAAUGGUCCUUCAGGGCAGCGCAGAGCCGCCCAAGGAGAGCUGCUAA
Messenger RNA from Centrocercus urophasianus (Greater sage-grouse), 576 nucleotides. RefSeq names its product goosecoid homeobox 2 (gene GSC2). Gene Ontology annotation, molecular function: RNA polymerase II cis-regulatory region sequence-specific DNA binding; DNA-binding transcription factor activity, RNA polymerase II-specific. Gene Ontology annotation, biological process: regulation of transcription by RNA polymerase II. The transcript has 3 exons. The coding region runs from base 1 to 576 and encodes 191 amino acids. Lineage: Eukaryota; Metazoa; Chordata; Aves; Galliformes; Phasianidae. Gene Ontology annotation, cellular component: nucleus. The record is from RefSeq and is a predicted model, not a curated record.